UAAUAAAGCGUGAACUGAUGAGUUUUGUGUUGAUGCACAUCUACUUGAGUUAUUAGUAGCCCGAUGAACGCGUCACAUCGAACGCGUUGCAAGCGCAAGUCAAACCAUGUUUAAUUCGCUGCGUCUGUACUUCUCCCCUUUUGUCAAAAGGAACGAGGAACUACGCCUGCUCCAGAUCUUCAAGCCCUUGUACCUUCUUCUCUCCUUCCUCGGACUUAUCCCGUGUUCGAUUGAAUUUCCGCAGGGAAAUGUGGACUGCAUACUUUUGCACAAGUCCGCUUUUAAACAUUCGUGCUGCGCUUUCUUAACGCUGCUCACCGUCUACGUGUUUUUUGGCCUCCACGUAUACGAAGUGUUAACCUCACACGAAGAUACUAUAGCUGACGACAAAAUGGCGAAGACCAAUUACAUAAUCGAGUUGGUGACACAAUUCACGUUCUGUAACGCUACGUAUUUCUGCUCAUUCCGUUACAAAGACGUAUAUGUGUCCAUUCUAAAAGAGAUCACUCGGUCCUGGGACGACCUGCCUCACGUCAAUAGAGGACUCAUUCUGGGCCGCGUUCGCAUACAAGUCAACUGCGUUGUGAUCGGGACCAUAUGCCUGAUCCUGAUCACGCUCACGGCCGUCACCUAUACCGGCUCAUCUAGUUUAUGGAAGAGGAUAUUGAUUACGAUUUCUUUCAAUUUACCGGAGAUGAUACAAUACAUCGUGGUCGGUUUCUAUUACGUGAUGGUGUUGAUGGUGGUGGCGCUCCUGACGAACAUCGACGAGCACUGCAGGAUGUUGGUGAAGGCGCGGAGCAGCGUGAGGAGCAGCAGCAGCUGGAAGGCGCCGGCGCCGGCGCGGCUGGCGCAGCUGCGCGACGUGUACGUGCGGGCGCUGCGCGCCAAGCGGCGGAUCAACGCGGCGUUCCAGGCGCCGCUGCUGUUCGCGCUGCUGCAGACCUUCCACACGCUGGUCAGCGAGUCCUACGACAUCUGCCAGGGCCUGCUCUACCAGGACGACUUCAGCGCUCACAACUUAACCGAGUGCUCCUAUUGGUUUAUGCUCCAGUUGUUGAAGAUUUAUGCUCUGUCACGUUCAGGCUCCUUGUUAAAAUCUGAGGCGCUCAAAAUUGGACGAACGAUACAUAACAUUAGAAGUGACGAUGAAGAUAUGAAACUAUUUGCUGAGGUUCAGCAUUUUUCAACAUUGAUGGCGUUUCAAGGCACUGAGAUCACAAUUUUCGGCUACUUCCCAUUAGAAGCCACGCUCAUGUUCAAUAUGGUCGCAGCAGCAGCAAUGUACUUGGUAAUACUCGUGCAAUUCGCUAAGGCUCAUUGAAACUGUUAUAAAGGAUGAGAGGAGUCGCGCUAAACUAAAUGAGGCGAGAUAACAGACAACGUCAGAAUCGCUUACACAUUGUAGCUGGCUCCCUCUGUCGCUCUUCUGCAGCGGCGCGACAAAGCCAGACUGCGCUCUGAUCGUCACUUAAUUAGCGUCACCGAACUCACCGAUUGCUAGACUUCGGCUAGGCUAAAUUUGUUUAACCUACGUGCCUUGGAACCCUCGCAAGCCUCAAGAUUCUAUAUUCUCAACCACUGGCUACGCUCGCGGUUCAAUAUUGGAAUGUUUCGCUGAUCGGGUAUCAGCAUUGGCCUCGCAUUGCCACACGCGCUUAAAUAUUUGUCCCCCAAAUAACUAUUUAUGAGGUCAAAUUGAAAACCAGAUAAGUACAAAUUGUCAAAAUCCAUUUCCUUUCCUCAAAUAAUUAAUAAAAUGUGUUUUAAAUAAAUAAAAGUUGGAU
Messenger RNA from Leguminivora glycinivorella, 1787 nucleotides. RefSeq lists its product as uncharacterized. Gene Ontology annotation, cellular component: axon; membrane; neuronal cell body. Bases 107 to 1324 code for a protein of 405 amino acids. Gene Ontology annotation, biological process: sensory perception of taste. NCBI's taxonomy places the organism in Eukaryota, Metazoa, Arthropoda, Insecta, Lepidoptera, Tortricidae. The record is from RefSeq and is a predicted model, not a curated record. The transcript has 4 exons.